Messenger RNA from Dermacentor silvarum, 1063 nucleotides. RefSeq lists its product as uncharacterized. NCBI's taxonomy places the organism in Eukaryota, Metazoa, Arthropoda, Arachnida, Ixodida, Ixodidae. The coding region runs from base 229 to 1002 and encodes 257 amino acids. The record is from RefSeq and is a predicted model, not a curated record. The transcript is spliced from 11 exons.
UCUGUUUUAUUCUAUAUACGUCAGCAUGCUUUUUGAUUCGAUACGUGACGCGGUUUUUUCCUCUUACAGCAAAAGCUCGUUUUACCGGUGGCAAUAUAUGUUCACAUGCUCGCGAAACCGACCAUCGUCGCUUGAACAAGCAUUUCUUGGACACUGCCUCACAAUUGAGUACCAGCGCCGUUUACCGCCAAAGAACCGAUCACCUUGCGGAGGAAUAUCUUUGCGAGAAUGGAAAAGAUGAUGGAGUAUAUGAUUUUCAUUGCUGUUGUCAUCAGUGGGAGCCAGUACUUUUCAAACAACACCCAUCCACAAUCAUAUGACUGCCGGGCAAUCCUCAGCACAUCAUUGCCUAAAACCACAUGCUACUAUGCGUGCACGGACGGCGGCAACCGUUUGAGAAGGGGCAUGCAUACUGACGGCACACCUUGUUUGCAUCCAAGAACUGGGAAAAUAGGACAAUGUAUGCGAGGAGUGUGCAUACUUAAACAAGAUGAAGGUCCGUACUUCAAUUCUACUGCAGAUAACGAUCGUUGUGACGGCCAGUACCACGGUAAAGGCUAUGCGCCACGAUGCCAAUAUACAUGUAACCAUCACGGGAGACGCAAACAAAUGCACUACCAUGCUGGGACGCCCUGCAUUCGUUUGGAUGAGGAAGGGGAACCUGUAGGAAAUGCCGGAAUUUGCUGGCAAGGUGUCUGUACACCUUACGACAAACUUGAGGCAAGACAUCCUAAUAUCAAGAAAAAGGUUUUCCCAAGAAUGUACCACAAAUGUCAAGACAAGGACCACUUUGGCAGAAACAAUCUGUGGGAUUGCUACUACUACUGCCUACAACGAAAUGAAUGGUUUUACGGGUAUUAUAAGAGCGACUACAACAGCCGUUGUGAGAGGGUUGGUCCACAACGCAAAUCAGGUUAUUGCUGCAAAGGCGAAUGCAUACCCAAGGCUAAUUGUGGACAAGACGUUGAAGACACGGCGGGAAGUUUUGGAUGGCAACGCUAAUAUUUACAGCAGUCAGCAAUAUUAGCGACAGUAUGGAAUCGAUCCCUAAUAAAAAAAACCA